AUGGAAUGUAAGCACUCGACCGGACGAGGCGGUGUUGCGAACAUCACUCCGCUGUCUCCUGGACCUGACUCUGCACCCCACGAGCACGAGCACGGCGCCGCAGAGCACACUGGGCGUGGCGGUGCCGGCAACAUCUUCCGCACGCGGUCGCGCAGCGAGUCGAAGAAGCGCUCGAACUCACGCGGACGCACUGGCCUUGGCCAGAUGUGGCAGCGCGUGCGGUCGAAGUCGCGGGCACCAAGGGAGCACGAGGGUAUCGCGCUGGACACGCAGCUGCAGGACAUGACGAUCUCGGAGGCGAACACCUCGCGCGAAAGCAUGCAAGCGCCGCAAAGUUCACAGGCGGGCGCGAGCGGGGACCCGCCUCAGGGCGGGCAAGAAUGA
This is a messenger RNA of Postia placenta MAD-698-R-SB12, 384 nucleotides long. RefSeq lists its product as hypothetical. The transcript is spliced from 2 exons. Lineage: Eukaryota; Fungi; Basidiomycota; Agaricomycetes; Polyporales; Adustoporiaceae. The coding region runs from base 1 to 384 and encodes 127 amino acids. The record is from RefSeq and is a predicted model, not a curated record.